UUUUCUCUCUCUCUCUCUCUCUCUCUCUCUCUCUCUCUCUCUACAUUUCUAAUUCGAUCCUCUCUAGACUCUCUUCAUCUCUCUCUCUCUCUCUGUUUUCAUUUUCAUUUUCUUCUCCUCCAAGUUUCUCUUCUCUCUAAAUCAGAUCUCCCAGAGCGACUGUUACAGAAGCACUAGAGGCUCAUCCAUGGCUGGCCGUUUCGAUAGCAACCCCUUCGCUGAAGAAGAGGAAGUCAAUCCGUUCUCGAAUCAUGGAAAUGUUGCUCCUGCCAAGAACUCAAGACUGUCGCCUCUGCCCCCGGAGCGCGCUGGUUUCAAUUAUGGUAUUGGUGAAACCGUCGAUAUACCUAUUGAUGGAAGUGGGGAUUUGAAAAAGAGGGAGAGGGAACUCCAAGCUAAGGAAGCUGAACUAAGAAAGCGUGAAGAGAUUGUAAAACGGAAAGAGGAUGCUGCAGCACGAGCUGGAAUUGUUAUUGAGGAAAAAAAUUGGCCGCCAUUCUUUCCACUUAUCCAUCACGAUAUUGCAAAUGAAAUACCAAUUCAUUUACAGAGGGUGCAGUAUGUUGCAUUUACAACAUGGUUAGGUAUUAUUGCUUGCCUAUUCUGGAAUAUCAUAGCUGUGACCACAGCCUGGAUUAAGGGUGAAGGGGUGAAAAUUUGGUUCCUCGCGAUUAUAUACUUCAUUGCUGGGGCACCUGGAUCUUAUGUGUUGUGGUACCGCCCUCUUUACCGUGUGUUCAGGUCUGAGAGUGCUUUGAAAUACGGAUGGUUUUUCAUGUUCUAUCUGUUUCACAUUGGCUUUUGCAUCUUUGCUGCGGUUGCUCCUCCAAUAAUCUUCAAAGGAAAAUCUCUCACUGGCAUUCUCGCUGCAAUUGAUGUUUUGAGCGAUCAUGCUUUGGUUGGGAUCUUCUACUUCAUUGGAUUCGGCAUGUUCUGUCUUGAAUCAGUGCUUAGCAUCUGGGUUAUUCAGCAAGUAUACAUGUACUUCCGGGGAAGUGGUAAAGCUGCUGAAAUGAGGCGAGAGGGAGCAAGACAUGUUGUGAGGGCAGCAAUAUAAGGGAAAGAAACAUGUACUCAGUUGAAAAGACGGCGACUCUGUAUUGAUCUAGGUUGUAUAUGCCCUUAGCUACAGGAUUUGCGGAUACAGAUGUUUUUCCCGAGCUUUUAUUUUUUUAUUUGUACCCCCUUUACAUGUUUCACAAGUGAUUAAAGCGCUACCCUCUGUUAUUAUACCGGAGAUUUGAGUCCAGGGCUUGUUAGAAACACGUUUUUUUCUGUACUUUGUUGCUUCUAUGAAUUCUGUAAUGGAGUUUAAUUCAAUACAUUUCUUAGUUUAAAACCA
This is a messenger RNA of Argentina anserina (silverweed cinquefoil), 1342 nucleotides long. RefSeq names its product secretory carrier-associated membrane protein 3-like. Gene Ontology annotation, biological process: protein transport. The coding region runs from base 188 to 1057 and encodes 289 amino acids. The record is from RefSeq and is a predicted model, not a curated record. The transcript has 12 exons. NCBI's taxonomy places the organism in Eukaryota, Viridiplantae, Streptophyta, Magnoliopsida, Rosales, Rosaceae. Gene Ontology annotation, cellular component: recycling endosome membrane; trans-Golgi network membrane.